AUGGGCGAGUUCAUUGUCCAUGUCAUGGCCCAGCCGGAAAAUCUAAAUUCAAAUUGGAUCAGACUUCCAGACGGCAAACGCCGCUGCGCGAACAAAAACAUCCCACUCUUCGAGUUGUUUGCUCAAAACCUGUUCGGAGGACAUAGGUUCGACAUAGACCGACGUUUUACAAACAUACUCCUCGGGAUUCCUGAUUCCCGAAAGGAUAGCUUCAUGUCUGAUGACACAGAAGACCUCGAUGGCGCUGUUACUGCAGCAAGGAGGGCCUUAGACGCAUCUUCCACCCCCGACUCGCAAGACUCUGGUGAGCAAAAUAUUCCCAAUCAAGCAUACCUGGAUCGUAUUCUGGACCUAUCCAUGGCUUUAUCCUCGCGAUAUGACCGCUUUGGAUCCUACGAGGAUCUGCAAGAGUCGCUUUCCCUGGAGCUGAAGGUUGUAAAGAUGCUACCCGAAGAUCACGCAGACCGCCCGCUCUAUCUCCACAACUUAUCCCAGUCCUUGCUUUCUGCCCAUACCGACCGCUUCACGAUCAGCUGGGAUGAAUAUCCUCAGUCUGAUAUUUUGGACGUGGCUGUUAGCUUCUCGCGACUUGCCGUCAAUAGCGCUGGUCCGAACCACACAAGUCUCCCACUUUACUGUCACGGGUUGAGCGGCGCACUCACCAUCCGCUUCCAGGAUCGAAAUGGCAACCAAGAUGUUAUAGAUGAUGCUGUCGCUGCAUCUUAUAGUGCUGUUAGCAGUAUGAGCGAAGAUCUCCAAACUCACGCCACAUAUUGUUUGGGUCUGACUCGCGCAUUAUCCGCUCGUUUUGCUAGGUUUGGUGACCAGUUUGAUCUGGAACAAGCAAUCGACUUCUCACGGAUUGCCUACGAGGCCUUUGACUCUUCGUCUACUCCCCGAUCUGCAGCUGCGUCGACCCUCGGAAAAGAGCUAAUGUCACGGUAUGGCUAUUCUGGCGACUCUCAGGAUAUGGAGGAAGCCAUCGAAGUUCUCUCGCGAGCUGUUGCUGAAACACCAGACGACCAUCCAUCCUCCCAGUCACGCCAUCUAAAUUUGGGUAAUGCUCUCAUGAGCCAUUACAAGCGAUACGGGGAUCGCGUACACGCUUCACAUGCCUUGAACCAUCUCAUCGCUGCUCGAGACGGACGCAACGAGCGAAUAUCACUGCUUGCCUUUUCUUCCCUUGGCGCUUUACACCAGACUUUAUACGAGAAUGGCAGUGGCGAGGACAAUGCAGUCGAAGCAGUGCAAUGCGCUCGCAACGCCCUCACGCUGCUCGAAGCCCGUCCGCAUUCGUCUUCGGACAGUGUCUUCUACCAGGACCGAUUGAGCGAUACUCUACUCACUCUCUACGACUCCACGAAGCAGGAGACAUGGCUACACGAGGCCAUUGGGCAUUCCUACGGAGCUGUAGCAGCUUGCCCCGAAGACCGUCCAGAGCGCUCUUCAUAUCUCGCUACUUUGGGGCUGACGUAUUACAUGCGUUCGCAGACCGCUUCUGCAGAUGCGGAGGACGACCUCUCGAAGUCGGUGAGGUACCUUCGGGAGUCUAUGACUGCGAUGGAUUCCCACAAUUCCCGUCUCCCUCAGGUGUCCACCAACUUCGCUCGUGCGCUGCUUGCUCUCGACGACGCUAGACGCGCUGUCAAAACAGACUCUGACAGCCUAACAGGGGAGGCGCUGAUCGAGAAGGCUUACGACCAUUACCGACGCGUUGUGUCUUCUAUGACCGCGCCACCAUUGGUCCGUAUAGAUGCUGCACAACAAUGGACAACCCACGCUCAGGCCAACAACCGGAUCGCGAUCUCACUCGAAGCGUAUCAGCUUGCCUUGGACCUCAUCCCUGAGGCUCUCUGGAUAGGUGUUGAUUUCACCAUGCGCGUUCAGGCUGCUUCGAGGGUAACCACGCUCGCUGGGGAUGCAGCGGCAUGUGCCAUAUCAUCCGGAAAUCUACCUCUUGCUAUUGAGUGGCUCGAAGGAAGAAGGAGUAUUCUAUGGCAGGAAAUGUACCAGACUAGUCGACAAAGAGUCGACUUGGAUGCUUUGCGAAUAGUAGACGAAGCUUUGGCCGAUCAGAUUUCCACCUCUGCGGAAAUGAUUGAGAAUGGAUCUAUGCGGCGUAAUCAACGAGGAUUCAACAUCCUCGAUAAGGACGGUUUUCCUACUGUCGGGGUGAUGGACGACAUAAGUCGGCGUCAACGGGAUGCUGCGAACGAGUGGCCUGCUCUCCUCGGAAAGGUGCGGAAGCUACCAGGAUUUGAACAUUUUCUGUUACCACUGUCCUUCGACCACCUUCGUCAAGCUGCUAGGAACGGGCCUGUUGUCUUCCUGAAUGGAACUCAGUUCCGAUGCGAUGCCUUAAUCCUCCUUCCUGACUCCGUGGAUGCGCGCCUGGUGGAAAUUCAGGCGAGCUACGAGGCCGUAUUGGCGAUAGCCUUGAAAUUUGUCCAAAUAGACAAGUUGCCGGGAAGAGGAUCACGACCUCAUAGGCCACCAGGGUCCAAUCCAGAGGAUGUGCUUCGCCGGGUCCUCGAGUUUUGCUGGAUCCAUGUCGUGCAGCCGCUUAUCCGCGUCUUGGACGAGAUACAACCAAUCCCACCUCGUACCAAACGCCGCAUAUGGUGGUGCUGCAGCGGUCCUUUCACUUCAUUGCCACUUCAUGCAGCUGGCAUCUACACCGAGAGGUCGCAAGUCCAAUCGAUAUCCAACGCCAUGGAUCUCCUGAUAUCCUCUUAUGUACCGACGCUGGCAACUCUCCUUCCCAAACCCACACAUCAUCAAACACUCAGUUCACCCGCAAUCCUUGUUGUAGCCGUCCCAAAUGCCCCGAAUGCUUCCUCAAUUCCUAACACUCUCAUUGAACUUCGUCUCAUCAAGGAAAUCGUCCCGAAGUCGACGCCUCUCCUCUCCCUCGAAUCCUCAGAAGCCACGAUCUCCGCUUUUACUACCGCACUUCAUUCCCAUUCGGUCGUCCACCUAGCCUGUCACGGUCGACAGAAUGCCCUACAACAGGACGUUCUCAAGAGCGCACUAAUACUGCACGAUGGCCCUUUACAGCUCUCGGAACUGAUUCAGACUCCCCUACCUCACGCCGAAUUCGCCUUCCUUUCGGCCUGCGAAAGCGCGACGGGGGAAACGACACUUAUGGACGAAGGGUUACACCUUGCGGGUGGAAUGUUAUUUAUGGGCUUUAGGGGCGUUGUGGCGACGUUGUGGGGCGUCUGGGAUAGGGAUGGGCCGAUCGUGGCGAGGGCCUUUUAUGAAAGGCUUUCUGAACUUCCUUCGUCAAGUUCAAAGAACGAAGUCGGUUCUGACUCGAAUGCGUCAUCAGGGUUGAACGAUGCAAACUCGGAGGGAGGGGGAGGUGGGAUAGGUCACGAAGGGGGACUGGAUGGGACUCUGGCGGCUGAGGGUUUGAACGAUGCGGUUCGGGUUCUUCGUGAUUCGGGUGUGUCUUUGCUUCGUUGGGUCCCUUUUGUUCAUCUAGGUGUUUGA
Molecule: messenger RNA, 3495 nt
Organism: Stereum hirsutum FP-91666 SS1
Lineage: Eukaryota; Fungi; Basidiomycota; Agaricomycetes; Russulales; Stereaceae
Exons: 4
Coding region: 1-3495 (1164 amino acids)
Molecular function (GO): protein binding
Source: RefSeq, a predicted model, not a curated record